Messenger RNA from Drosophila melanogaster (fruit fly), 633 nucleotides. RefSeq lists its product as uncharacterized. The transcript has 2 exons. NCBI's taxonomy places the organism in Eukaryota, Metazoa, Arthropoda, Insecta, Diptera, Drosophilidae. The record is from RefSeq and is marked reviewed. Bases 186 to 443 code for a protein of 85 amino acids.
ACACAAAUAUCACUCUCUUAGUUGCCAAAAGGUAUUUAACUUUUUGUGUGUCAACUCUUUAUUCAGGAUAUAGGAAAACAAAAAUUUAGAUUUAUAAAAAUUAUCUCGGCCCUAAAUUGUCCGUUCGACGAGGAAUUUGCCUUUUUUUCGUUUCAAUCCCAAGAUCAGUGGGAUCCGACCGAAUCAUGUCAUCGCAGUUUCGUGAGAAGCGCGGAUUAGCUAGCAGUGCCAAUAAUGAACUGCCCACCAUGGAUCCCAACGAGAGUGACUUCGCUCUGGAGCUGAAGCCAGCACCCAAACAGACCUGCAUUCCGACGCACCAACGCCAGAGAUUGGCCAGCUCGGACACCAACGUCUAUCAGCGUGAGAGCGUGUUUGAUAUACCGGACAAGUCCUGGUCAGUCCUGUACUUUGGAUCCGGCAAGGACAGUUCCUCGAAAUAGCUGUACUAGAAAGCUAGAAAGCUACUAGAACAACAUUCCGUUCUGCGCCACUUUAAAUCGAAUGUCUGCCCACUGCCCACGCCUGGCCCACUGAUUGACUCCUUCGUCACCACAUCCAUCCACCACGCCAGUCAUCCAUCAGAUGUCGCGAAAUGUUAUAUACAAUUAAAACUCACCCUCGUGCCACUGC